Dissoconium aciculare CBS 342.82 is the source of this 1983-nucleotide messenger RNA. RefSeq lists its product as uncharacterized. Lineage: Eukaryota; Fungi; Ascomycota; Dothideomycetes; Mycosphaerellales; Dissoconiaceae. The coding region runs from base 426 to 1529 and encodes 367 amino acids. The transcript is spliced from 3 exons. The record is from RefSeq and is a predicted model, not a curated record.
AGCUUCCAACAACCCUGUUGCCGACCAAGAAACGUACACACUGUACUCCUGGGCACUGUGCUGUACUUAGGUAGUACAUUACGAUCUUGUGCUGGCAAAUCGUGAUUGCAGCAGCAGCAGGGAAGGCGCAUCUGAACACGACGCAUCAUCGCCUAAGCGUCACUUCCUCAUCACCAUUCCAUUCUCCUUGGCUUGCGCGCCUGCCCAACGACCCAACUUACUGCUUCUCGCACAGCUGUCACUUCAUCACUUUCCCAGCUGUACCUAUCGCCUUCAUUCAUUCAUUUCUUAUUCCAACUUUAUCUUGCUUUACGAACCUACGUCCGCGGAAUCUUUGCUGGUCACGGUUCCGCUUACUUCAACUCGCCGACGAUUCUGCUAGCUCUGAUCAUAUCGUCCAACAACGAGCUCCCGCUACGAGUACAAUGGCCAAUCAAUACCCCAACUUGGCGCCGAACGGCUCGCUCAACAGCGACCGUCCAAACACAAUCAUCUCAAACAUCCAAGAUUCAGCAACGUCGACUGUAAACAGCAUCUCUCAAUCGCAGGCCGUCCAGGACAUCGCCAAUGGACCCGUUGUGGAAAAAGCACGCGCUGAAGUGGACAACACCAAGAACGAGUUCAGCAAUCUCGCCGCGUCUCGCCAAACACCACAGACUCAGACCAUCAAUGGCCAGGCCUUGACCCACUAUCACUCUUUCUUUUACAACCUGCUCUCAUGGGAGAACCCGCGCGCUACGAGCAUCUCGUAUGCCGCCAUCGUCAGUCUGAUCUUCACUCUGCGUUACGUGCCGGUGGCCAGAUACGUUCUGCGCGCCAUCUACCUACUCCUCGGCCUUACCGCGGCUGCAGAAAUGAUCGGAAAAUAUGCUGUAGGCAACGGCUUCGCAAGCAAGAUGCGUCCCAAGAGAUACUACACCAUUCCUCGCGAGACGCUGGAAAGCAUUCUUGCUGAUGUCGAAGAGCUCAUCAACUUCUUCGUCAUCGAGUUUCAGAGAAUUGUAUUCGCAGAGGAUGUCUACAUGACUGUCGGCGCAUUCUCAACUUCAUUCAUCACCUACUGGCUGAUCAAGUUCAUGCCGACCUGGGGCAUUGUACUGUUCUUCACCACCGUCAUCUUCUUCACUCCGCUUGCCUAUAUGCAAAACCGAGAGAUAAUCGACUCCCAGAUUGCCAGCGCCCAAAAUCUUGUCAACGAGCAGACGGAGCAACUUCGCGAUAUCGCUGCUCAGCAUACCAACAAAGCUGUAGAGAUGAGUCAGGCUGCGUACCAAGAGUACAGCGCGAAGGCUCAGGAGCUUCUUGGCCAGACUAAGAAGGCAGCUGUAGAUAAGGGCAUCGUCAGCCCCGAGACUGCGGAAAAGGCGGUCCCGGAGAAGUCGCGUUUCAGCUCUGAGACAACACAUAAAGUCCUCCCAGACUCGCCGCUUGCCAGCCACGACUUUCCCACUGCGCCCAAGCUCGAGCCUGCUGGACAACCUUUUGCUUCUGAGCCGGCUGUGGCACCACCGCAGCCACUUGCCUCUUGAGCGUUUGCAGUUGCGUUUUUCGCGACUUUGUGUGAAGGAUGUCCUUUGGGACAUGCGAAUGCGGAAGAGUCGACUCCCGAGCGAUGCAUCUUUGUGCAGCACGGACUUCGAACGUUUCACGACUCUCCAGGAAGACAUGGACUCGGCGUUCGCUGGCCAUGGUCCGGGGAUGCAAAUUGAUAUUCGAUGGUGAACCUGGGCUGUUGUAUGUGACCACUCUGCUGGCCGGCUUUCAUUCUUAUGCGUAAUUUCUUUUCUGUGUUAUAACCACCUGGGCAUGCGGUAGCUUGCCACUCCCUGGUGCAGUUUAUGCUAUAAACGAUGCUUGUGGAGAUGUAUCAAAACUUCCUAAACAGUCAUGUAUUUGUGGAUUUGUUUCUUCGAUCUCAUGAGACGUUUCAAAGUAUGUUGAGUUACACUGUAUUUUGAUCAACACCCGCAUACAAUUGAACAC